Panicum virgatum (switchgrass) is the source of this 1599-nucleotide messenger RNA. Its product is annotated as aspartic proteinase nepenthesin-1-like. Gene Ontology annotation, cellular component: extracellular region. Lineage: Eukaryota; Viridiplantae; Streptophyta; Magnoliopsida; Poales; Poaceae. Bases 133 to 1437 code for a protein of 434 amino acids. The transcript has a single exon. The record is from RefSeq and is a predicted model, not a curated record.
UCCACCGCCAUUACAAGCACCAGAACAAUGGUCGCCACACGUGUGAGCACAAAUUAGAAAAAAAACGAUCGUGCGUGCAAGCUAAGUGCCCACGAGGCCACGAGGAGUAGCAAAAUCUAAUAAUUCCAAGGCAUGGCUGCUCUACGUUCUUUCAUCUUGCUCCUCGUGACCGUCCUCGCCUCCAUGGCCGCUACAGGGACUGCCUCCUUUGACCUCCGCGCCGAGCUCAACCACCCCUACGCCGGAAGCCCGCUUUCCAGGUACGAAAUGGUCCGCGAGGCCGCCAGCACGAGCAAGGUCCGGCGCGCUUGGACCGCCGCUAGGCUGGCCAAUGCGUGCGGCGGGCGCGGCGGCGGCACCUCCGCACCGGACGUGCCGGUCACGCCCGCCGGCAGGUCCUUCUACACCCUGACCGUCGGCGUCGGCACUCCGCCGCAGUGGCACACGCUCGUCCACGACACGGGCAGCGACCUCGUCUGGGUUUUCUGCAAGCUGGUGGGCGGCGGCGCCACGCCGACCGACCCUCUCUACGACCCGGGCAAGUCGUCCUCCUUCGCCGCCGUCCCCUGCGACGGCAAGCUGUGCCGGGAGGGCGAGUUCCAGUCCAAGAACUGCUCCAGGAACCGGUGCCUCUACACCUACGCCUACGGCAGAGGCCAGACCUACGGCGAACUCGCCUCCGAGGUCUUCACGUUCGGCGCGCACCACAAGGUCCCGGCCACCCUCAACUUCGGGUGCGGGGGGAGGUUCUUGAAGGCCGACAUCUUCAACGCCUCCGGCUUCCUCGGGCUCAGCCCGGACAGGCUCUCCUUCGUGACGCAGCUGCAGAUACCAAGGUUCUCCUACUGCCUCUCCCCUUACACCGACCGUAAGAGCGGUCACAUGUUCUUCGGCGCCAUGGCCGACCUGUCCAGGUACAGGACCACGGGGCCGAUACAGACCACUUCCUUUCUCAACAACCGGAUCGGCAGCAACACCUACUACUUCCUGCCCCUGAUCGGCGUCUCGGUCGGGGGCAAGAAGCUCGACGUCCCGGCGUCGAGCUUCGCCGGCACGUUCGUCGACUCCGGCUACACGACCGGCGCCCUCACGGCUCCAGCGCUGCGCGCCCUCGAGGAGGCGCUGGUGGAUGCCCUGAAGCUGCCGCGGAGGGGCUCCUCCGACCCGGACUACGACUUCUGCUUCCAGCUGCCGCGCGGCGUGCCCAUGACGGCGGUGCCGGCGCCGCCGCUGGUGUACCACUUCGAGGGCGGCGCCGCGAUGGUGCUGCCUCGGGAGAGCUACCUCGCCGAGCCGAGCCCCGGGGAGAUGUGCCUGGUGAUCGGGGUGGAUUCGCAGCCGGUCAUCGGCAACUUCCAGCAGCAGAACAUGCACGUGCUCUUCGACGUGCAGAACCAGAAGUUCUCCUUCGCGCCCACUCAGUGUGACCAGAUCUGAGUCGUGACCUACAUGAACAUGAGCCUCUGCUGCUCUGCAUUGGGAUGGAGCAGAGCACAGAACGAAGAGUUACUAUCUGCUCUACUAUAUAUAGUGUAAGUUACAGUCAAAAAAGAAAUAACGGGCUUACUAGUGUCUUGGAUGUCCGAUGAAAACUUUUCC